Molecule: messenger RNA, 813 nt
Organism: Diorhabda sublineata
Lineage: Eukaryota; Metazoa; Arthropoda; Insecta; Coleoptera; Chrysomelidae
Product: odorant receptor 59a-like
Exons: 6
Coding region: 1-813 (270 amino acids)
Biological process (GO): detection of chemical stimulus involved in sensory perception of smell; sensory perception of smell
Cellular component (GO): plasma membrane
Molecular function (GO): odorant binding; olfactory receptor activity
Source: RefSeq, a predicted model, not a curated record
AUGGCUCAAACCUACUAUGGAGCUUUUCUGAUACUACCAGCUUUUCUUACAGAAAGAACAUUACCUCUACCUUGUAUACUACCAUUCGGUUGGACAGAUAAAUUAUCCUACGCAUUUCUAUACGCCUUACAAUUCAUAUGUCUCCAAUUUGGAGUAGCUUUUGCAGUAGUAGGAAUAGAUAUAUUAACAUUAUCUUUAUGUCUGUGUACGUCGAAUCAAUAUAGGGUUCUUCGAAAAUGUUUUCUUAUAUACAACACCGACGAUAUGAUUCAAAUUAAUGACCGUUUGAGAACCACAUCAAAAGUUUCUAUGAAACAAUACGAUUUGGAAAAAGAAUAUUUGGUUAGAUUGAUAAAACAUCAUAAUGUAUUAUUAAGAUAUACAAGAUACAUGAACGAAGUUUUGAACCCGUUUGAACUUGGUCAUUUGGUAAUUAGUAUAAUGGGAAUUUGUCUUGGAGCUUUUGUUUUAUCAAUGAGCGACAUAUCAACUUUUGACCGUAUUUUGGCAACAAUAUAUCUGUUUGGAUUUAUUUUACAACUGGCUAUAGAUUGUAUAGUUGGAACGGAUUUGCAUUAUCAGGCCACUUUACUACCCGAUUACGUUUUCCAUAGCGAUUGGAAAUUGUUAAACGACAAUCAUCUCAAAAAAGACAUAUUAUUCGUGUUACAAACUAGUCAACGUUAUCCUCAGUUUACUGCUUACAAUUUAUACGAGCUAAAUAUGUCGACGUUCUUAAAGAUUCAAAAACUCGCAUUUUCCGUUUACACACUUUUAUCAAACAUGUCAAAACUAACUUCAAAGGAAACUUAA